Dreissena polymorpha is the source of this 3817-nucleotide messenger RNA. RefSeq lists its product as uncharacterized. The record is from RefSeq and is a predicted model, not a curated record. NCBI's taxonomy places the organism in Eukaryota, Metazoa, Mollusca, Bivalvia, Myida, Dreissenidae. Bases 647 to 2671 code for a protein of 674 amino acids. Gene Ontology annotation, molecular function: zinc ion binding. The transcript has 7 exons.
UCAUUUGCCUGAAAAAUAUAAAUAUUUGUAAAAGUUAAUUAUUGCACCCAUUUAAGAUCACAUUUUGAAGAAUACGACGUGCGCUUUACGUUUUCAUAGUUAUUGCAUCGUACCUCGCAUAGAUGACGUCACAUUGAACGUUUCAAACACGCGCGUUUCUUCGAAUAACGCGAAUUUCGAGCAUUUUUUAAUGUUUAUCACUAUUUUAUGACAACAGCGCACACGUUAACCAACUUGAUUCUUUAAAAAAAUGCAAUACAUUUUCGUUAUUUGUUCAUCGAUAUCUUUUUAUUUUUGGUUAACGAGUGCGCUGUAUGUGAAAAAUACAUGUAUUUUCUUCUUAAUCGACAUUUGAUUGAACAGUUAAUAAUUUAUCACCAUGAACGGUUGUUUCCUUGCAAUAUUGCGGAAGCAAUCAAGUUGCUUUUUUAACAUCUUAACUUAAAAAAAGGUAGUGUUUCGUAUAAUUCACGGGAGACCACUCCAUUAACUUAUUUAGGCCUAUGGGAAGUAAUCUUAUCAAGCGAGCGGGAUAAAUCUACAUGGAAGAUACAGCGUCUGCUUCGCAUCAUUUUAACUGAACAGUAAAAGUAAUUUAAACAAAAUAUGUGAGGUUAAGUUUCAUCAUCAUAUAUCAACAGACAGGAUGUCUAAAUCUUAUGCGUGUGCUAUAUGCACCAAACGUGUGGGCCCAAAAGAAAGGAGGAAAUUAAAAACAGAUGGCAAUAAACAACUUAUAAAGUACUUGAGAAAGCAUAUGCUAUUGACAGACGAAGUUACAGAGAAAGACGUUGUUCAUAAUUCUUGCCGUCUUAAGUAUACAGCAGAAUCGGCGGCGGCAAGAUUAAGUGCAUCCCCAAAGAAAAAUCCACAACAUGAACCGUCUGACAAGAAAUCGCCGUUUCAAUUAAACAUUAAAUCAGCUGGGUUCAGCCAUACUAUAUGUCCUAUAUGUAACAGGAAGGGCGCUCGGUCCGAAGGGUUUGUAACCAUACCGGGCGAGGCGAUAAUGCAACUGUUCAUCAACAAAAACAUUUUGUUGAAAAAAAAAUCGCGAUGUUGUAACACUCACAUGAGUGGGGGCAAGUUUACACCAGAGACCCUUUCUGCUGAUAUUCAAGGAAAAAUUAGAUCCACAACAUACAUGGAACCUGAACAGAUAAGCAGUUUAAUUAACUCGCUACGGCAAAGUGCGACACAACGUCAAAAAUCUUGCAUCGAUUUUGACGACCCAUCCACAAUGACGGAUGCUGAUUAUUGGAAUCUUACUGGGUUGACGAAAGACCAAUUCUCAACUCUUAUCGGUGAUGUAGACGACAUACGGACAACAAAGACCAGGUCCAUUCGAACAUGCAUCGCAUUGCUCCUAGUCAAACUAAGAACUAGUUUAGGGAAUGCGCUGCUCAGCACUUUGUUCAACAUGACGAUUGCGCAGAUUCGGCGUGCGUUGAAAUCGUCAAGAAAAUCUUUGUUGAAAUCGUUCGUGCCAAAGAAUAUGGGAUUUAAACAUGUUUCCAGAGAGGAGAUAAAAACGACCCAUACACGACCUCUAGCGCAAGAAUUGUUCGCUGCAUCUGACCAAAAUAAAUCAAUAAUUGUUUUAGAUGGAACAUAUAUAUAUAUACAAAAAAGUUCAAACUUUUCUUUCGCACGUCGGUCGUACUCCAUGCACAAGCAUAGGCCACUUGUCAAGCCAAUGAUUGUUGUGUCCACCACUGGCUACAUUAUAUCUAUUUUGGGACCGUACUUGGCGGAUAGCAAAAACUCAGAUGCAAAUAUACUGAAACACAUCAUCAAUCAAAAUACUGAGGAUUUUAAGAGCUGGAUUCAGGAAGGUGAUGUGGUCGUAGUUGACAGAGGUUUCCGAGAUGCGUCGACUGUUCUCGAAGAACUUGGUGUAACUAUGCAGAUGCCAUCUUUUAUGCGAAAGGGGUCUACACAGCACACAAGCGAAGAGUCUAACAAGUCGAGGCUUGUGACGAAGAUACGAUGGGUUGUCGAGUCAACCAAUGGCAGACUCAAGACAUGGACAUAUUUAGCUAGGACAAUGCCAAACACCCAAGUGCCAUUUGUUGGUGACUAUGUGCGAAUUGUUGGAGCAAUCUGCAACCGCUUCAGACCGGCUCUAAGUAGCGGGGACUCCGCUCAAGACAAAAUAGUUGCAGAGAGAAUGUUGUAUUUGUCAGGGCAGAACAACGAUUUACAACAAUUCAUCUCUGACAACGACAUAGAAAAAAUAACCAAGGCAUCGUGGAAACCGAUGGACGAACUAGACAUAAACUGUCAAAUAAUGACCGAGGAUGAACUUAGAUGUCUAAUCUUUGGUGUAUACACAGUUAAGCUGGCGGCUUCUUAUACACAAGAGCACAUGUCAAGUGACGGAAUAUACUCAAUUCACGGUUAUGUGCACAAUAGGAGUUUGCUGUGCUUGAAGUUCCAAAGUCGGCAUGUGUCCCGAAAGCAAUACCGGUCUUACAUACGUUUUAAGGAGGGGUCAGUCGACGCAUGGUUUUGCAGCUGCCCAGUGGGAGCACGUGUAGUUGGAACAUGUGCGCACGUUACAAGUGCGCUGUGGUACCUUUGUUUCAGGCGACACCAAACUGAUCAACCGUCAGAUGGUCCGAGAAAUUGGGCUGCAGACAUUUCAGAUGCUGCUAACGUGUCAUAUUAAAUAUUAAGACGCGCUCUGAGACAUAGACAAAACAAGUCUUAAAAAUGUGUGUUCAUUUACAUCUAAUAAAGACAAAACAAGUCUUAAAAAUGUGUGUUCAUUUACAUCUGAUAAAGACAAAACAAGUCUAUAAAAUGUGUGUUCAUUUACAUCUGAUUAAGACAAAACAAGUCUAUAAAAUGUGUGUUCAUUUACAUCUGAUUAAGACAAAACAAGUCUAUAAAAUGUGUGCUGAAUGAUUUCUCUGAGAAAAAGGGGUUAAAUGCAUUAAUAGGCGUCAAGUGCGCAGUAGAGGGCGUUGUGUUUCUGACAAACACAUCUCUUGUUUAAAGAUGUGAAUGUAAGCAAUAUUACAAUUUGCAACAUUGAAAAUAUUUUAUACUGAUUGUUGAAAGUCGUGUAACUGACAUGUUUAUAAAAUUGACUGGUUUUAUUUUUUUGUUUUUUUGGUGACAAAUAUCAAUGGGCAGAAUAAUGUGUGGAUGGCAUGAUAGAAAAAAAUGUCAUUAUUGGAAGAAUGUGAACAUUUACCAGAUGAAAAUCGUUAGUAUAACAACGAUUGUAUAAACAUAAGCUUCAUACUAUCGCUAUAUUUAAAUCAGAUUUGGGUUUUUCCAAAAAUUGGAGAAUGUGAUUUGUCAACUACGGAAAAACUAAAACGUCAAAAAAGCCAUAUUUGACAAUUAUUAAUGGAAAAUUGUGAGGAAAUAAUAGGAUAAAUAGAAUAUUAUGUUAUUUUUGGAUAAAUAUCAAGUUUAUCAUGCUCGGCACGAACUAUGUUAGCGCUCGGCAUGCCUCGCGCUACAUCGGUUCUAAGCCUCGCAUGAUAAACUUGAUAUUUAUCCAAAACUCACAUAAUAUUCUCUAUAUGUACAAGGUUACGCGAUCAGGAUGUGCAUACGGAAUAUGUUAUUACAAUAGGUCAUGAUAUUACACCGUAUUUGUUGUUGUUUUAUUAAUAUUUUCGUUGUUACUUAUAAGAAUGUUCUAGUUUUAUUAUGAUGAUGCGAUUUAAAAAAAUGUUAUAAACAAUGUGUGAUUAUUUUGCGUAAAACAUUUAGCGAUAUGAAGAAAUAAUAAUAUCAUAUGACAUGUAAUAUGUUACUUUGAUUUAUGAACAUGAAUUAAAUCAUUUCUCACAUUGUG